Cladocopium goreaui is the source of this 515-nucleotide messenger RNA. The record is from the annotation of a GenBank genome assembly. Lineage: Eukaryota; Dinophyceae; Suessiales; Symbiodiniaceae.
GAUGUGUGAUGGAGGUGACUUGGCGGUUUUCUCCAAACCCGUCGCCUUGCGCGCGUGGCCAGGUGAAAUGGGACGGGAACGGAGCAGUUCCAGUAUCUCUCUGCCUUCCAUGCGCCGCAAGGUGGACCUCAACGCCUACCGCUGCGCGCCACCGGUCAGCGACUACGCCUUCAGCGAGGGCGGAACCGGAAGCGGAACGGGCGAGGAAGAACGGCACUCAAGCUACGGGGUGUUUCCAUUGGCGUCGCUCUUCAAUCACUCCUGUGCGCCCAACAUGUGCAAGGUCCUACUGGCUGACUGGGUGUUCCUGAGGGCCGCCCGGGACAUUGAGCCAUUGGAGGAACUCACACAGUUCUACUGUGAUAUCCGAAUGCCCGUGGAAAUGCGACAGAAGGAGCUUUCAGAGCUGUUUGGCUUCUCCUGCGCUUGCCCUCGUUGCCGCUUCGAACUUCAGCUGGAGAGUAACGAUGGUGACGGGUCACUCGAACUGUGGCAGCGCUUCUACAGUUGCGAGG